CUUAAAGUUUGCUACUCCGUCACAAACGUAGCCGAUGCAUGCGCGCUUGCCGAAAGGGAUUCGGAUUUGAAGAACAGAUGUAUGUAUAGGCCUACAGGGAAUUCUCUAAUCUAUAAUUUAAAAGCACAGGAUACAUAUCCUCCUUGCGAAAGAGAGGAAGAGGGAAACGGAAUUGCUGUCCCUCCAACUUUCCUCGACACUAUGGGACCUUGUUAAUGGAACACUCGGAAGCCCUGUAUGGUGUAGGAGAAGUGGCCCACCAUUCGUUCUCCACAAAAUGUCUAGUCAUUGAAAGGAAUCGUGUCAGUUUUAAAACUUUGUUAUUCUUAGAUAGGCCUAGUUCCCAGAGGAUUUAAAUACAUUGAAUGAAAUGGCUGAUGACAAUGAUCCACUCGGAGCCACAGAAUGUAUUAAAGAUAGGCUUUACUUUGCCUCUCUCAGAAGCAAACCGAAAAGUACGCCAAAUACCCACUAUUUCACCACCGAUGAUGAAUUUGUUUAUGAGAACUUUUAUGCAGAUUUUGGUCCUCUGAAUCUUGCUAUGUUAUACAGAUUCUGCUGUAAAUUGAACAAAAAACUUAAGUCCUUCACACUGUCUAGAAAAAGGGUGAUGUAUUACACUAGCUAUGAUCAACGAAAACGAGCCAACGCUGCUUUCUUAAUCGGUGCCUAUGCGGUAAUCUACUUAAAAAGAACUCCUGAGGAGGCCUACAGAGCUCUUAUCUCUGGAACUAAUGUGUCAUACCUGCCCUUCAGAGAUGCUGCAUUUGGAAACUGCACAUAUAACCUGUCUAUUCUUGACUGUUUACAAGGAAUCCGCAAGGCACUGCAGCAUGGGUUCUUCAACUUCGAGACAUUUGAUGUUGAAGAGUACGAACACUAUGAGCGUGUGGAGAACGGGGACUUCAACUGGAUUGUGCCAGGCAAGCUUCUGGCCUUCAGUGGCCCACACCCAAAGAGUAAAAUAGAGAAUGGUUACCCUCUUCAUGCUCCAGAGGCCUAUUUCCCAUACUUCAGGCAGCACAAUGUGACCGACGUAGUGCGACUCAACAGGAAGAUCUACGAGGGCCGACGCUUCACUGAUGCUGGCUUCCAGCACCAUGAUCUGUUCUUUGUGGACGGCUCCACUCCCAGCGACCUCAUCCUGCGACGCUUCCUGCACAUUUGUGAGAGUUCAGAGGGUGCCGUGGCGGUACAUUGCAAGGCGGGCCUUGGCAGAACAGGCACUCUGAUUGCUUGUUAUCUGAUGAAACACUACCGUUUCACAGCAGCGGAGGCCAUUUCCUGGAUACGGAUCUGCAGGCCUGGCUCAAUCAUUGGGCCACAGCAGAACUUUCUUGAAGACAAGCAGCACAGUCUGUGGGUGCAAGGGGACAUGUAUCGCUCCAAGCAGCGUCAGCAGCAACUGCGUCAGCGGCAGCAGCAGGAUCGAGACAUAGCCCGCCUCAUCUCCAGCAUGGACGACGUGUCCAUCAACACCAGUGUCUUCAAGUCCCAGAGCAUGGAAGAGAAUGACUUCAGGCUGGAUGGUCUGGGUCUGACUCAGGGAGAUAAACUCAGGGCCUUAAAAGCUCGACGCCAUUCUAGAUCUGCCACUACUGAAGCACUGAGUGGAAUAAACCCAGCACAGAGCUCCAUUUCUCCCCCCAAAGCGCCGAAAGCCUCCACCAAUGCUUUCACCUCCUCGUCCUCCUCUCCAAGACGGCUCACUCGCAGUCCCUCAUCCUCAGCUGGAAAUCUUAAAAGCUUAAACCCCAGAUUAGCCCGAUCACUUGGCAACCUCUAUGGGGUUGACAACAUGGCUGAGAAUGCAGAUGAUGACCCACCCACACCCUUUGCCUCCACCUCCUCCUCCCCCUCCUGCUCCUUAGCGGCAUCUUCAUCCUCCCUCUCUCCAUCCUUGGGUUUGGGGUUUGGCUACUCCCCCGGUGACCCUCGUCUCCCACCCACCCCAAACUACCACCAGGAGGCCAGCAACAAGCCCGGUGACCGCCCCGUGAGGCCCAGGGUUCCGGCCUUUGCCGUGGGCCCCAGAGGUCCAGCUGGACCCCGCAGAGCCCUGGUCCGGUCUGGGCUCACGGGCCGGCACCUGAGCCGAUCUAUCCCUUCCCUUCAGUCUGAAUAUGUUCACUACUAAAGCUGUAGUGUUGCGCUGACAAACACUACAUGAGCCCUGAGGAAAUCUUUUGCACAGUGAAGACUGAAGAUCACUACAUCCCCUGGACACAGAAUCGGCUGAGUGCAAAACUAAAGUAUUUUCCAACUCCUGAAAAAAACAUCAUCAUCACCAUCAACAACAACAACAACAACAAAAACGGGGGUAUCAGGGGAUACAAAACACCCUUUUUGUAUGUUAUAUCCUUGAACUGUACAUAAAUGGAUUUUCUAUGGAUUGUAUUAUAGCUAGAUCACCAAAUAAGUUGUUAUUUAGUUUUGUGCUCAUAAUGUGAUUGUGUUAUGUUAUUCAAUUUAAUUAAAUA
Messenger RNA from Alosa sapidissima (American shad), 2480 nucleotides. RefSeq names its product cell division cycle 14Aa (gene cdc14aa). Gene Ontology annotation, molecular function: protein serine/threonine phosphatase activity; protein tyrosine/serine/threonine phosphatase activity. The coding region runs from base 371 to 2137 and encodes 588 amino acids. Gene Ontology annotation, cellular component: nucleolus; centrosome; spindle pole. Gene Ontology annotation, biological process: regulation of exit from mitosis; microtubule cytoskeleton organization; protein dephosphorylation. NCBI's taxonomy places the organism in Eukaryota, Metazoa, Chordata, Actinopteri, Clupeiformes, Clupeidae. The transcript has 15 exons. The record is from RefSeq and is a predicted model, not a curated record.